ACUCACGGUGUUAUUUCUGCUGUAUCUGAAAGGUUUAUUUGGUCAGACCGACGCUGUGAUUUUUCGCUCUGGAUCAGUUUGUGCUCCUGCAGGAUCAACUGUGGCUCUGGGGUCCAAUUGUUUAUAUCCUGGAUGGAUAUUUCAGUCAUGGAAACACAGAAUAAAUAAUACUGAAACUCUAGCAGAUCCCAGCAUGGACUCCCGAUACAGAUCUAUAAAAGAGUUUCACAGGUGUUACCUACUAAUUCAUGGACUAAAAGAGACAGACGCUGGCACAUAUUACAUGAGCUUCAUUUACAGAGAAGGAGACAUCAUCUUUACCUCGAAUAGUCGAUCAGAAUUCACUGUACAUGUCACAGAUCUUCAGGUGUCUGUGGACUCUGAUCGUGUGACUGAAGGUCAGAACGUCACACUCACCUGUAAGACCAGCUGUCCUCCAAAACAAACCUUUAUCUGGUUCAAGAACGGGCUUCGUUUGGAUCUCUAUAAUUCCGGUGAUCAGCUGCAUGUUUCUGCGGUGAGCCGUGAGGAUUCAGGCCGAUACUCGUGUGCACUGGAACGCUUUGAAACGUUCCCGUCGGCCGAGACGCUCCUCGAUGUCACCUAUGUGGCGUAUGAGAGCGCUGGAAUCAUAAUAUUGUCGUCGCUCCUGAUUCCUGUCGUUCUACUGCUGGUUUGUGCUGCUCUGUGGAUGAUAAGGACAAAACAACAAAACCUCAAAAGACCUGAAGUAAAAGAGCAAAGCAAACAGAAUGAAAAUGUGUACGAAAAUGAAUCAAUACCGCCUGUGACCUUUGACCUGGAGGAGAAAGUAAAGUCAGUUCAUCAGGAGGAGGAAGUUCAGUACUCUUGUGUUCAUUUCAGCAAAUUUACAAACGCCCAAUGUUCUGCAACUUGUGAAAAGGAAGCUGAUGUCCGGUACGCUCAGAUCGCAGUGCAACAUCAGAACAACAGCAAUAAAUACUGAUAUGAUGAGUAAUAUUAGCAUUUAA
Molecule: messenger RNA, 992 nt
Organism: Sinocyclocheilus anshuiensis
Lineage: Eukaryota; Metazoa; Chordata; Actinopteri; Cypriniformes; Cyprinidae
Exons: 6
Coding region: 194-967 (257 amino acids)
Source: RefSeq, a predicted model, not a curated record